This is a messenger RNA of Pezoporus occidentalis (night parrot), 1213 nucleotides long. Its product is annotated as EKC/KEOPS complex subunit GON7-like. The transcript is spliced from 2 exons. The record is from RefSeq and is a predicted model, not a curated record. Gene Ontology annotation, cellular component: EKC/KEOPS complex. The coding region runs from base 5 to 340 and encodes 111 amino acids. Lineage: Eukaryota; Metazoa; Chordata; Aves; Psittaciformes; Psittacidae.
CGCGAUGGAGCUGGUGGCGGAGCUGAGGGGCCGUGACGGCGAGACGCGGUCGGUGCGGGUGCCGCUGCCUCGCCUGACGGAGCGGGGCGAGGCCGGGCAGCUGCGCGGGCUGCGGCAGAGCCUGGCCGAGCUGCGGGAGCGGGUGGUGGAGCUGUUGGCGCCCUUGGUGCAGGCCGAGAGAGAGGCGGCGGGUGGCGGCGGGCCGCGCGGUGACGCCGAGGAUGAUGACGACGAUGAACAGGAGGAAGAUGAGGAUGAUGAAGGCGAAAACAGUAUCGACACGAAAGCAAACGCCGACGACCCACCUCGGAAGCGUACGAGGGUUCAGCAGCCGUGGUGACGGCACUGGGUACUUGGGUCAGGCCUCUCUAGGAGACAUUCUAGCUGCACCGGGUGUGAGGGUGUCCGGGCAGGGCCCGGCGAAGCCUGCGGCACUUCUGCUCCUGUUCGGAAAGCGAAAUGUCGGUCCCGACGUUGUUUGCACACGGAGGCCGUAAGAAAAAGAUGCACCUUGCUGUCAGCAGCGUGUUGCUUGCAGGGAGCCAGUGUUACAUUGAGAAGAAUUUUUGGUAGACCAGUUGACAAAUACAAAACUGUUCUCACAAGUCUUCUGACUGCUACGUUUUUAACGACAUUUUCUAAGUCAUUGUAUUUAUUCAUGCAACUUAAAUUCUUAUAUAGUAAAAUCAGGAGUGAGUUAUUUUGUCAGACAUGAUCUUAAAAUGGUACAGCAGAACUUUUAAUUUGUAUGGAAAGAAAGCAGUAGAAGACCACUAUAGUAUUCAGAAUUAAAGAACACCUGUAAGACCGUGUCCAUUCCUGAGCAGCCCUACAGUGGAAGAUUAUUUUUGCUUAUCACCAAAAAAGUUUAUUCUAGUCACCCAUCAAUGAAGUAUUUUCCUGGUAAAGGUCAUAUAUAAAAUGGAUUGAAAGAGCUGGGAAUCUUGGUCUCAAAAAAUCUUCAGUUUUUGUGACAGUCAGGCAAGUCAGUGUGACUUUGAAAGUUUCUAACAUUCCACAAUUCAAACCCAGCUGUCUGUCCUAAGCCUAUUUUCUCAAAAUAUUGGGGUUUAUUUUUCUUUUUAUGCAGCAGUUAUGUUUAUGUAUUUUCUUUCAUCAUUUAUCCAAGCUGAUUUUUAGGCUUGGUUCCUAAGUCAAAUAAAGUGAACAACAGUUCAAUGUUCUGCCCAUGCAGAACUCUCAUAAUUAUCUA